Messenger RNA from Endocarpon pusillum Z07020, 825 nucleotides. RefSeq lists its product as uncharacterized. The transcript has 2 exons. The coding region runs from base 1 to 825 and encodes 274 amino acids. The record is from RefSeq and is a predicted model, not a curated record. Lineage: Eukaryota; Fungi; Ascomycota; Eurotiomycetes; Verrucariales; Verrucariaceae.
AUGAAGAAAAGGUUCAGAACUUCAGGAUACAAAAAGGAUGAGGUGGAUAUUUUGAGCGAUCUCUGCUGGAUCUAUAUCAAGAGCGCAACUGCGCAGGAGCUUGAGGACAACUGUAAAAAGCUCAUAGAGGAGCUACGGCCUGCUGAGAAGAAGUAUAUACGCGAAAUCUGGGUACCAAAAGAGGAGCGAGUGCAUCUCCUUGUACUUAGAGACGCUCUAUCUAGUACAGAUCAAGCCUAUAUUGAUGACGAAAUAGCUCAAAAUGAUAGGAGGAUAUUAGGUCUUGCGCAGGCUGCGUAUGAGGGUCGUGGGGUCCCUGUGGCCUACCCUUUACCUGUACCAAAGCAGAAAUGGGUACGUAAAGCGGCUCAUGGCAAGGCUAACGCUAGAGGGCUCACAGGGGCUGAAAUAGCUGCUAGAGAGCUCAACGCUCGUGAGCGUGAGCAGAGACUGCGAGAGAGAGACCAACUUGCUAUUAAUAUGACUCGGAGCGCUUCUACUCAAGUGCAGAUGCCCCAGUUUGGUCCUAGAGACGUUGCUGAUAUAGCAGGGCAACAGGAUGAGAUUCUCAUCAGAGCAACGCCGCCGCCGCCGCCUCCGGAGGAGUCAGUUACCAGGGCAACGCCGCUACCGUUCGAGGAUAGCUUGUCUACGCCCCAGCAGGAGGAGGAGGAGGAGGAGGAGGAGGAUCCAUUCGUUCUACCUGCCUCCACAGCUCCUGCCCUGUUACAGACGAAUGCACGGCCAAAACGGUCUAGAGGACCUACCCUGGACUAUAAGGCUAUGCACGAGGGCAAGCAGAAUCAGCCGAAACGAGGCAAAUAG